AGGACGCAAGCUGCCAGCUGGAGAAGCAGGUUAGCCAGUCAGCUCGGUUGAUAAUACACGUGUUUGCAUUGGUGCAACAACGUGUGGUUUGUGAACGGAAAGAAAUUCAUAAACAUCACGUCAAAGUACUGUCGGACUUUUCUCUACAGUUGUUUGUCUUACAUGCCACUAUGAAGUACAUCCUGGUUACUGGCGGUGUUAUAUCUGGUAUUGGUAAGGGCAUCAUUGCCAGCAGUGUUGGAACAAUCCUCAAGUCCUGCGGUCUUCAUGUCACAGCCAUCAAAAUCGACCCGUAUAUCAAUAUUGAUGCCGGUACCUUUUCACCUUAUGAACACGGUGAGGUGUUUGUUCUCGAUGAUGGCGGGGAGGUGGAUCUAGAUUUGGGAAACUAUGAGCGUUUUCUGGACAUCCGCCUUAUCAAAGAUAACAACAUCACCACUGGAAAGAUCUAUCAGUCGGUAAUCAACAAGGAGAGAAGAGGAGACUAUCUGGGCAAAACUGUUCAAGUUGUACCACACAUCACAGAUGCUAUCCAGGAAUGGGUAAUGAAGCAGGCAACCAUCUCAGUGGAUGAGGACGGUGUGGAACCUCAAGUUUGUGUCAUAGAGCUAGGAGGCACAGUAGGGGACAUCGAGAGCAUGCCUUUCAUUGAAGCCUUCAGACAGUUCCAGUUCAAGGUGAAAAGGGAGAACUUCUGCAACAUCCAUGUCAGCUUGAUACCACAGCCCAAUACCACAGGAGAGCAGAAAACCAAACCAACCCAGAGCAGUGUCCGAGAGCUCAGAGGGCUGGGCCUGUCUCCAGAUUUGAUUGUGUGUCGCUGUGUGACGCCUCUAGAAACGUCUGUCAAGGAAAAGAUCUCUAUGUUUUGUCACGUGGAGCCCACACAGGUGAUCUGUGUCCACGAUGUGUCCUCGGUUUAUAGAGUUCCUCUGCUGCUGGAGGACCAGGGUGUUGUGAACUACUUACGUGAGCGGUUGAAGCUGCCCAUUGAGAUGAGACCCAGAAAGAUGUUCACAAAGUGGAAGGAGAUGGCUGAUAGAUCCGACCGUCUCUUGGAGCAUGUUUCCAUAGCCCUGGUGGGGAAAUAUACCAAGUUAGCUGACUCUUACACAUCUGUAAUUAAGGCUCUAGAGCAUUCGGCCCUUGCCAUUAAUCACAAACUAGUGGUCAAGUACAUAGACUCUGCAGACUUGGAGAAUACUACCCUGCAAGAUGAUCCAGUGAGAUACCAUGAGGCCUGGCAGAACCUCUGCAGUGCUCAUGCUGUCUUGGUGCCGGGAGGUUUUGGUACAAGAGGGACAGAAGGCAAGAUGCAAGCUAUUUCCUGGGCACGGAAGCAGAAUAAGCCAUUUCUGGGGGUUUGUUUGGGCAUGCAGCUGGCAGUUUGUGAGUUUGCUCGCAGUGUUCUUGGAUGGGAAGAUGCCAACUCCACAGAAUUUAAUCCAGAAUCCAAACACCCUGUGGUGAUUGACAUGCCUGAACACAACCCAGGCCAGAUGGGUGGGACUAUGAGGUUGGGAAAGAGGCAAACCGUUUUCACGUCCAGCACCAGUGUACUGAGAAAGCUGUAUGGAGAUGUGGAAUCUGUUGAUGAAAGGCACAGACACAGAUUUGAGGUGAAUCCAGAGCUGAAACACCACUUUGAAAAAAAGGGACUUCAGUUUGUUGGACAGGAUGUGAAAGGAGAGAGAAUGGAAGUCAUAGAAUUAGAGGACCACUGUUACUUUGUUGGAGUGCAGUACCAUCCAGAGUUCACUUCCAGACCCAUCAAACCUUCUCCUCCAUAUUUGGGUCUUCUGCUGGCUGCUGCGGGAAAACUCCAGAGCUACCUGGCCAAGGGCUGUCGCCUUUCUCCACGGGACAACUACAGCGACAACAGUGGUAGCAGCUCUCCUGAAAUGGACCUCUCAUCUGAGCUGAAGUUCCUGUCUUUGUAGGAGUAAUUUUUGUUUUUGUGUCACUCAUGGAGAUAAAUGCAAGGCCCAGGAAAUAUAACUGACUCUGUAAAAGCAAUAUUUGUAUUAAACAGUAUUUUUAAAAAUUGUUGAUACAAUAUUGUAGUAAGCAUUAAUAAUUUAUGCUGUUCAAAUAUUUUGCCUUCAGGAAAAUAUUAAAGGUAAGGGAAUUCUGUUAACUCUGUCGGUGUUUUAAAGCUGCUGUAAAAAUCCAAACCUUUAUUAAAGGUGCUCUGACAAAUUUCUGAGAAAGAUGAUCAUGUUGGAGUUUUACAGAGAAACUUGUGACUUGCUCAGAAUUCACUGGUAAUUUUGCAGGACCUGUUUGGUCUCUGUGUCCCGGUUUUAUCUGUCGUUGCUCCCCACAUUACCCACAGACCUCAUUGUGGGGGGGCAUAACAUGUAGCAUGUGAGAAAGGGUCGGGGGGUUUGUGCAGUCGGGGUUCUUUUGACUGCCAUCCUGCAAAUCACUCCAGUCUGUAUAAGAAGCAUGUUUAAAGGUUUUUACUUGUGUGUGUGUGUGUGUUGGUAGUCAGAGAAGUUAUUGAUACAUUUACCAGUUUUAAAUACUUGUAACUAUCUCCUUUUUUUUUUUUUUUUUUAUUAUUUGGAUUAUUUGUAUUUUGUAUUUCUCCUUAGUUUUAAUACUGCCUUUAGUUUUAAACAAUUGUCCUCUGUACUGCAUCCAAAUCUGUAUGGAAAUGAGAUUAAAAUAGGAUGAAAUAUUUUUCUGUAGUAAUGUAAAUGAUUUAGGCAUCAUGGUUGCUGGGUUUUAAUUUCUGUAUGUAAACUGUUAUUUGAUAACUUUGCUUUGGGGUCAUGAGAGAGUUUUUUUUUUUGUUUUAUUUGGCGUUUUUUAGGCCCUAAAGCUGAGCUCACUAUUUGAGGUUGCACAAUUUGUGCCUUCAUCCAGUAAACACAACUGCCCUUUACCACUAUUUCAGACUAAGAACUUUUUUUAAUGGAUGUGCUGAUACACAGUCAUCUGAUAGUUGGGGAAAUCCAAUCCAAGCAGUCUUUAUAACAGCAACAGAAUAAAAGUAAAACUAAGGAUCAGUAAAAGUGACUGGUGGGUUAUAGGCAUCAAAUAUCCUGCUUGCAUUUUCAGUCUUGGUGUAUUUUCCAAGUAAGUAAAAUGAGACCCCAUUUGGUUAUCAGUUUGUGACUCAAAUGCACUGAAAUGCUUUUUUUUUUUUUUAUAUAUAUAUAUAUUUAUUACAUUUAGAUGCAUAUGUUAUGCAGUAUGUGUUUAAU
Archocentrus centrarchus (flier cichlid) is the source of this 3212-nucleotide messenger RNA. RefSeq names its product CTP synthase 1-like. Lineage: Eukaryota; Metazoa; Chordata; Actinopteri; Cichliformes; Cichlidae. Gene Ontology annotation, biological process: CTP biosynthetic process; pyrimidine nucleobase biosynthetic process. Bases 171 to 1940 code for a protein of 589 amino acids. Gene Ontology annotation, molecular function: CTP synthase activity; identical protein binding. Gene Ontology annotation, cellular component: cytoplasm; cytoophidium. The record is from RefSeq and is a predicted model, not a curated record. The transcript is spliced from 18 exons.